AUGUCUGAUAUUACUGAUAAAACUGCAGAACAAUUAGAAAACUUAAAGAUUUCUAAUGAUCAACCAGAAUCAAAGGAAACCUCUGCUACUCCAUCUGGUUCUGAAACCCCAAGCAGUGAAAAUGCACCAACUUCUUUAUACGUUGGUGAAUUAGAUCCUUCUGUCUCUGAAGCUCUAUUAUAUGACAUCUUCUCUCCAAUUGGAUCAGUUACUUCCAUUCGUGUCUGCAGAGAUGCAGUCACUAAGACCUCUCUGGGUUAUGCCUAUGUUAAUUUCAGUGACCAUGAGUCUGGUAAAGCUGCUAUUGAAAAAUUAAAUUAUACCCCAAUCAAAGGUAAGUUAUGUCGUAUCAUGUGGUCCCAACGUGAUCCAUCCUUAAGAAAGAAAGGUAGUGGUAACAUCUUCAUUAAGAACUUGAACCCAGAUAUUGACAACAAGGCCUUGUAUGACACUUUCUCUGUCUUUGGUAACAUUUUAUCUUCUAAGAUCGCUACUGAUGAAAAUGGUAAAUCUAAAGGUUUUGGGUUUGUUCACUUCGAAGACGAAUCUGCCGCUAAAGAAGCUAUCGAUGCUUUGAAUGGUAUGUUACUAAAUGGCCAAGAAAUCUAUGUCGCCCCACACCUUUCCAGAAAAGAACGUGAUUCUCAAUUAGAAGAAACAAGAGCCAAUUACACAAACGUCUACAUUAAGAACAUACCAUUAGAUACCACUGAAGAAGAGUUCAAAGAAUACUUCAGUAAGAUGGGUAACAUUACCUCUAUUUCUUUAGAAAAGAACGAUGAAGGAAAAUUGAAGGGUUUCGGUUUUGUUAACUAUGAAACUCAUGAUGAUGCUGUUAAAGCCGUCGAGGAAUUAAAUGGUAAAGAGUUUAAAGGCCAAGAAUUAUUUGUUGGUAGAGCUCAAAAGAAAUAUGAACGUUUACAAACUUUAAAGAAACAAUAUGAAGCUGCUAGAUUGGAAAAGAUGGUCAAAUAUCAAGGUGUCAAUUUAUUCGUUAAAAACUUGGAUGAUUCUAUUGAUGAUGAAAAAUUAAAGCAAGAAUUUUCUCCCUUCGGUACCAUUACCUCAGCUAAAGUUAUGAGAACUGAAAAUGGUAAAUCUAAAGGUUUUGGUUUCGUAUGUUUCUCCACUCCAGAAGAAGCUACUAAAGCUAUCACAGAAAAGAACCAACAAAUUGUUGCUGGUAAACCAUUAUACGUUGCCAUUGCUCAAAGAAAAGAAGUUAGACGUUCUCAAUUAGCUCAACAAAUCCAAGCUAGAAACCAAAUGAGAUUCCAACAAGCUUCUGCUGCAGCCGCUGCCGCCGCUGCUGGUAUCCCAGGUCAAUUCAUGCCACCAAUGUUUUAUAGUGUCAUGCCACCAAGAGGUGUUCCAUUUAACGGACCAGCCCCACAACAUAUGAACGGUAUUCCACCACAACAAUUCAGAAAUGGUCCAAUGAACUAUGGUAUGCCACCACAUGGUGCCCCACAUGGUGCAUUUCCAAGAAAUGCUGCCGUCAAUGCUAAUGCUAACCAGUUCUACCAACAAAAGCAAAGACAAGCUUUAGGAGAACAAUUAUACAAGAAGAUCUCAGCCAAGAAUCCAGAUGAAGAAGCUGCUGGAAAGAUCACUGGUAUGAUCUUAGAUUUGACUCCACAAGAAGUCGUUGCUUUAUUAGAAAACGAAGAAUUAUUCGAACAACACUUCAGAGAAGCCUCUGCUGCCUAUGAAUCCUUCAAAAAGGAACAACAACAGCAACAGGAAGCUGCUGCCGCCACAUCAGCAGCUGAACCACAACAAGAAACUCAACCUGUCUCUACUGAAACCUCUGAAUAA
Arxiozyma heterogenica is the source of this 1818-nucleotide messenger RNA. RefSeq names its product polyadenylate-binding protein (gene PAB1). Gene Ontology annotation, molecular function: mRNA 3'-UTR binding; poly(A) binding; poly(U) RNA binding. Bases 1 to 1818 code for a protein of 605 amino acids. Gene Ontology annotation, cellular component: nucleus; cytosol; ribonucleoprotein complex. NCBI's taxonomy places the organism in Eukaryota, Fungi, Ascomycota, Saccharomycetes, Saccharomycetales, Saccharomycetaceae. The record is from RefSeq and is a predicted model, not a curated record. The transcript has a single exon.